UUCCUGGUCUGUUGCAUGGAGACGGCGGUGGAUGCCAAGGCGCUGGCCAGGGCCGGGGAUUUAAAGCUCAGUGGUGCCGCUGCCUGCCUCAUAAGCGCAAGGUCCCGAGUUCGAUCCCCGGUACCAAACACCAACAAAACAACCCGGAUCUUGCCCGGGCUGUUCGGUGCCCGCGGCCCAGCCUGGUGCCGCCCUGACCCCCGCCCCGCCCACCCGCAGAACGUGCGCAUCGACCCGAGCAGCCUGGCCUUCGGCAUGUGGAAGGACAUCCCCGUGCCCUUCUACAUGUCCGUCUACUUCUUCGACGUGGCCAACCCUGACGAGAUCCUGCAGGGCGGUGUGCCCCAGGUGCGCGAGCGUGGGCCCUACGUGUACAGGCAGUUCAGGGAGAAAAGGAACAUCUCCUUCCACAACAACGACACGGUGUCCUUCCGGGAGCACUGCACCUUCCGGUUCCAGCCCGAGAGGUCCCGUGGCUCGGAGAGCGACUACAUCAUGCUGCCCAACAUCCUGGUCAUGGCCGCCUCGGCCAUGAUGGAGUACCGGCCCAUGAGCCUGAAGCUGAUCAUGACCUUGGCCUUCAGCACCCUGGGCCAGCGAGCCUUCAUGAACCGCACGGUGGGCCAGAUCAUGUGGGGCUACGAGGACCCGCUGGUGCACCUCAUCAGCAAGUACUUCCCCGAGAUGUUCCCCGUCCAGGGCAAGUUCGGGCUGUUCCUGGGGCUAAACGACUCAGACUCCGGGCUCUUCACGGUGUUUACGGGAGUGAAGAACCCCAGGCGGAUCCACAUGGUGGACAAGUGGAACGGGCUCAGCAAGCUCAACUUCUGGCACUCGGACCAGUGCAACAUGAUCAACGGGACUUCCGGGCAGAUGUGGCCUCCUUUCAUGACCCCAGAGUCCUUGCUGGAGUUCUACAGCCCUGAGGCCUGCAGGUCCAUGCGGCUUGUCUACCGGGAGCAGAGCGUGUUCCAGGGCAUCCCCACCUACCGCUUCGUGGCCCCCAGCACCCUGUUCGCCAACGGCUCCAUCUACCCGCCCAACGAGGGCUUCUGCCCGUGUCUGGAGUCGGGCGUCCAGAACUUGAGCACCUGCAGGUUCGGUGCGCCCCUCUUCCUCUCCCAGCCACACUUCUACAAUGCCGACCCGGUCCUGGCAGAGAGGGUGCUUGGCCUGCACCCCAACGCGGAGGACCACGCCCUCUUCCUGGACAUCCACCCGGUCACUGGGAUCCCCAUGAACUGCUCCGUGAAGCUGCAGCUCAGCCUCUACAUGAAAGCCAUCAAGGGCAUCGGGCAAACUGGGAACAUCGAGCCGGUGGUCCUGCCGCUGCUGUGGUUUGGGCAGAGCGGGGCCAUGGAGGGUGAGCCACUCAGCACGUUCUACACUCAGCUGGUGCUGCUUCCCAACAUCCUCCACUACGUACAGUACGUGCUCCUGGCGCUGGGCAGUGUGCUGCUGAUCAUCCUAGUCGUCUAUCAGGUCCGCAGCAAGGAGAAGUGCUAUUUAUUUUGGAGUGGUAGUAAAAAGGGCUCAAACGCUAAGGAGGCCAUGCAGGCCUACUCUGAAUCCCUGAUGACUUCCGCUCCCAAGGGUGCUGUGCUGCAGGAGGCCCGGCUGUAGGGUCCUAAGGACACCCCGAGCCAGCACAG
Messenger RNA from Fukomys damarensis (Damara mole-rat), 1652 nucleotides. It is a transcript of the gene Scarb1, whose product is annotated as scavenger receptor class B member 1. The record is from RefSeq and is a predicted model, not a curated record. Gene Ontology annotation, cellular component: cytoplasm; caveola. Gene Ontology annotation, biological process: cholesterol import; plasma lipoprotein particle clearance; recognition of apoptotic cell. Bases 16 to 1623 code for a protein of 535 amino acids. The transcript is spliced from 15 exons. NCBI's taxonomy places the organism in Eukaryota, Metazoa, Chordata, Mammalia, Rodentia, Bathyergidae. Gene Ontology annotation, molecular function: scavenger receptor activity; low-density lipoprotein particle binding; lipid binding.